UACGACUCUCUGAUUGGCUGCGCUUUAGAGCGUAUUGACUCUGAACCUGCCGUUGCUGGUAAUAUCAACACACGGAAUACAGCGACGGUACACGAGAAAGUUUAACAAUGUCGUUACGAGGCGUUUUGACGCUUAGUCUCCGCUCAAAUGUUGGGUUAUUGUACUCACUCUCCCCAGCAAGCAGAGCUGUUGUGAAAACAGCAGCGACUCACACAAGGAGCAGCAGCAGCAGCAGCAGGAGGUCAGAGGUCAGCAGCCGCUAUCCAGUGCCAAACAAGAAGGACCUGCCAUUUGAUAUCGUGGAGCUGAUGGAGGAGGUCGAGCAGAAGGGAGGGUUUUUGCCCAAUGUCUUCAAGGUUCUCGCCCAUCGUCCUGCUGAAUUUCGGGCUUUCUUCUCUUAUUAUAAUGCCCUCAUGAACAAAGAAAGUGGUGGUCUGUCAAAAGCGGAUCGGGAACUGAUUGUUGUUGCGACCAGUGCUCACAAUCACUGCUUGUAUUGUGUGGUAUCCCACAGUGCAUUGCACCGCAUCUAUUCCAAAAAACCCAUGCUGGCUGAUCAGGUUGCAGUAAAUUACAGGGUUGCAGAGCUGAGCGCUCAUGAGAAGGCCAUGCUGGACUUUGCGCUGACAGUCUGCAUGAGUAAAACAGUCACUGAAGAACAUUUCAGCACCCUAGAAGCUCAUGGUUUUGACCGAGAGGAUAUUUGGGACAUUGCUGCCAUUGCUGCCUUCUUUGCUCUGUCCAACCGGAUGGCCCAUCUGACUGACAUGAGACCUAACGCAGAGUUUUACAACAUGGGGAGAGUGCCGAGAGACAAAGAAAAAGCCUCUGAUGGCCACGCCAAGGACGAAUAGAGUCAUAGUUAUAUCUUUUAUAUCACCAAAUUCUUCAAAACUGUCAAAUAAUAAUUAAUAUGAUUGUUAAAACACUGUUUUGCAAAAUAUCACCCAAAGUUCUUUCACUAACCCUUUCAGAAAUGUUUGCAUGUUUAGCGUUUAAGCUUCUUUGAUUCACGCUGUUUUUGUGUUAGUAUUCACAAUGAGAAAUUCAUCCUUUUCCUUUACUUAAAUCUGUGCCAGUUAUUUAUUAAAAAGAGAGCGAGAGAUCUUAA
Cyprinus carpio (common carp) is the source of this 1111-nucleotide messenger RNA. RefSeq lists its product as uncharacterized. The record is from RefSeq and is a predicted model, not a curated record. NCBI's taxonomy places the organism in Eukaryota, Metazoa, Chordata, Actinopteri, Cypriniformes, Cyprinidae. The transcript has 5 exons. The coding region runs from base 108 to 854 and encodes 248 amino acids. Gene Ontology annotation, molecular function: peroxiredoxin activity.